AGUGGCUGUGCAGAUCUUGUGGCACUACAAGUACCCGCAUACCCUCUCUGUGCUCUGCAGGCUGUUGGUAAGUACAUUUGUGUACACACAUGUCCUGCCGGUAAGUGGCUGUGCAGAUCUUGUGGCACUACAAGUACCCGCAUACCCUCUCUGUGCUCUGCAGGCUGUUGGUUAGUACAUUUGUGUACACACAUGUCCUGUCGGUAAGUGGCUGCCGUCAGAGCUCUCCCCCAGCACGGCGUCCAUGACAUCACCUCGCAGUCCAUUAGCCGGCAGCAGUGAGUGACACGGGCCUGUGCUGGAGAACGGCCGCCUGCCACACAUGACACCCGCUCACACUUUCCUUCUGCGUCACCCAUGCGGCUUUCCGGGGACAACGCAGCGUCUGUUUACUGCCGAGUUGUGGAGAAGAGGUGACCAUGUCCUUGAGAUCCUCCCGGCUGACAACUUGAGGCUUUCUGCUCGGUCCUGCAGCCUCCCCCCAUCCUGCACUGAGCAGCAGUUACCGUGUCCGUGCGUCACUGAGGCGCUGCAUGGUGAUGAAGCGGCGGCGCUGGAGGCCGGCACUCUGACUGACGGCAGGAGAGCGCGCACUACUACUACUACCCCCAGCAGCCGGUACCGGAGGCAGGAUGUUGAGCCUACAGGACUCGGUGUUCUUCGAGAUCAGCAUCAAGUCUCUGCUGAAGUCCUGGAGCAGCAGCUCCUCUGCUCCGGCCAGCGCUGUAAACAAGAAGCGGGUCGCUCCCAUCAACCACUGCAUUUUGGAAAAGAGAAGUGUCACAAUGUCAAACAUUACUAUCGAUCCAGAUGUCAAACCUGGAGAAUAUGUCAUCAAAAGCCUCUUUGCAGAGUUCGCUAUUCAAGCAGAGAAAAAAAUUGAAGUUGUGAUGGCUGAACCCCUGGAGAAGCUCUUAUCAAGGUCUCUUCAGAGAGGUGAAGAUCUUCAGUUUGACCAGGUGAUAAGCUGUAUGAGCUCUGUAGCAGAGCACUGUCUCCCCUCAUUACUCCGCACCUUGUUUGACUGGUAUAAACGCCAAAAUGGAACUGAAGAUGAAUCCUAUGAGUACAGGCCUCGGUCUAGCACAAAAUCCAAAGGAGAUGAACAGCAGCGGGAGCGAGACUACUUACUUGAAAGAAGAGACCUGGCUGUAGACUUUAUUUUUUGUUUAGUUUUAGUAGAGGUCCUCAAACAGAUUCCUGUUCACCCAGUUCCAGACCCCCUAAUACAAGAAGUUCUCAACCUGGCUUUUAAGCACUUUAAACACAAAGAAGGGUAUUCAGGAACCAACACUGGGAAUGUGCACAUUAUUGCAGAUUUAUAUGCAGAAGUCAUAGGUGUCCUCGCACAGUCCAAAUUCCAGGCUGUGAGGAAGAAGUUUGUCACAGAAUUAAAAGAACUACGACAGAAGGAACAAAGCCCACAUGUGGUGCAAAGCAUCAUCAGCCUGAUCAUGGGGAUGAAAUUCUUCCGUGUCAAAAUGUAUCCGGUGGAAGAUUUUGAAGCCUCUUUUCAGUUUAUGCAGGAAUGCGCACAGUACUUCUUGGAAGUGAAAGACAAGGACAUAAAACAUGCACUUGCCGGUCUGUUUGUAGAAAUCCUCAUCCCAGUGGCUGCUGCUGUAAAAAAUGAAGUAAAUGUGCCAUGUUUAAAAAAUUUUGUGGAGAUGCUCUACCAGACCACCUUUGAACUGAGCUCAAGAAAGAAACAUUCCCUGGCUUUAUACCCUCUGAUUACCUGCUUGCUGUGUGUGAGCCAGAAGCAGUUCUUCCUCAACAAUUGGCACAUCUUCUUACAGAACUGUUUGUCACAUCUGAAGAUGCCAUCUAACAACAGUAUCAGAAAACAAAUAGAAACUCUUCAGAAUAAGGACCCCAAAAUGUCCCGAGUUGCACUGGAAUCUCUGUAUAGAUUAUUGUGGGUUUAUGUUAUUAGGAUAAAAUGUGAAAGCAACACUGUAACACAAAGCCGCCUUAUGAGCAUCGUAUCCGCACUUUUCCCCAAAGGUUCCCGUAGCGUAGUGCCCCGCGACACACCUCUUAAUAUAUUUGUCAAGAUCAUUCAGUUCAUUGCUCAGGAACGUUUAGAUUUUGCAAUGAAAGAAAUAAUAUUUGACCUUCUGAGCGUUGGAAAAUCUUCUAAAACAUUUACUAUCAACCCAGAGAGAAUGAAUAUAGGUCUCAGAGUCUUCCUCGUAAUUGCAGACAGCUUGCAGCAAAAAGAUGGAGAGCCUCCUAUGCCAACAACUGGAGUUGUUCUUCCCUCAGGAAAUACCCUACGUGUAAAGAAAAUCUUUCUGAAUAAAACCCUCACAGAUGAAGAGGCGAAAGUCAUAGGGAUGUCUGUAUACUAUCCUCAAGUACGCAAAGCAUUGGACAGCAUACUUCGACAUCUCGAUAAGGAGGUUGGCAGACCGAUGUGCAUGACAAGUGUGCAGAUGUCUAAUAAGGAGCCAGAAGACAUGAUUACAGGUGAAAGAAAACCCAAGAUUGACUUGUUCAGAACGUGUAUUGCUGCUAUCCCUAGGCUUAUUCCUGAUGGCAUGAGCAGAGCUGACCUCAUUGAAUUGCUUGCAAGGCUUACAAUUCAUAUGGAUGAAGAGCUGCGUGGGCUGGCUUUCAAUACCUUACAGGCUCUAAUGCUUGAUUUUCCCGACUGGCGGGAGGAUGUUCUUUCAGGAUUCGUUUAUUUCAUUGUGCGGGAAGUGACUGAUGUGCACCCGUCGCUUCUAGAUAAUGCGGUGAAGAUGCUGGUGCAGCUAAUAAACCAGUGGAAGCAGGCGGUGCAAAUGCACAAUAAGAACACUGAUGCACAGCGGGGUAUGCACAAUGGAGCCACCCAUACGCUCCAUCUGGAAAGAAGUCCAGUCUCGAGCGUGUUCCAUGUUGUAGAAGGGUUUGCACUGGUCAUUUUGUGUAACAGCCGACCUGCCACCAGGAGGUUAGCGGUCAACGUCCUCCGAGAGAUACGAGCUCUUUUUACAGUCCUUGAACUUUCAAAGGGUGAAGAGGAGUUGGCUAUUGAUGUCAUGGACAGGCUUAGUCCAUCCAUCCUAGAAAGCUUCAUACACCUCACAGGAGCAGAUCAGACCACUUUGCUGUACUGCCCCAGCUCAAUAGAUCUUCAGACACUUGCAGAAUGGAGUUCAUCCCCCAUCAGCCAUCAGUUUGAUGUAGUCAGUCCAUCCCACAUCUGGAUUUUUGCACACAUCACGCAGGGUCAGGAUCCUUGGAUAAUAAGCCUCUCCAGCUUCUUGAAGCAAGAAAACCUGCCCAAAUACUGCCCCACUGCUGUCAGCUAUGCCUGGAUGUUUUCUUACACCCGCCUUCAGCUUCUUUCUCCACAAGUCGAUAUAAAUAGUCCUAUUAAUGCUAAGAAGGUGACUGCAGUCACAGGCAGCGAUUCGUAUAUCGGCCUUUGGAGAAACUACUUGAUUCUUUGCUGCAGUGCAGCAACGUCUGCAGGUUCUUCAGCUUCUGCAGGUUCUGUUCGAUGUUCCCCUCCAGAGACGCUGGCGUCUACCCCUGACAGUGGAUAUUGCAUUGAUUCUAAAAUUAUUGGCAGUCCGUCCCCCUCAUCCCUAUUCAAGCACAUAGUACCAAUGAUGCGUUCAGAGAGCAUAGAAAUAACAGAAUCUCUUGUUCUGGGCCUUGGCAGGACCAACCCUGGAGCUUUUAGGGAAUUAAUUGAGGAGUUGCACCCCAUAAUUAAAGAAGCACUUGAUAGAAGGCCAGAGAAUAUGAAGCGGCGCAGGCGUCGAGAUAUUUUACGAGUGCAGCUGGUCCGUAUAUUUGAACUGCUGGCAGAUGCUGGUGUCAUUAGUCACAGUUUAAGUGGAGGCCUUGACAAUGAGACACAUUCCCUGAACAAUACUCUGCUCGAAUACGUGGACUUAACCAGACAGUUACUGGAAGCGGAGAACGAGAAGGACUCUGAUACACUGAAGGAUAUCCGAUGCCAUUUUAGUGCCUUAGUGGCGAAUAUCAUUCAAAACGUUCCAGUGCACCAGAGACGAAGUAUUUUCCCUCAGCAGAGUCUGCGCCAUAGCCUCUUCAUGCUAUUCAGUCAUUGGGCAGGACCAUUUAGCAUCAUGUUCACACCACUGGACAGAUACAGUGAUCGGAAUAUGCAGAUAAACCGGCAUCAGUACUGUGCACUGAAGGCAAUGUCGGCUGUGCUGUGUUGCGGCCCUGUUGCAGAUAAUGUUGGACUUUCAUCAGAUGGUUAUCUGUAUAAAUGGCUGGAUAACAUCCUGGACUCCCAGGACAAAAAGGUUCAUCAGUUGGGUUGUGAAGCAGUGAUGCUUUUACUAGAACUCAAUCCAGACCAGAGCAACCUCAUGUUGUGGGCAGUGGACCGCUGCUACACUGGCUCCAAAAGAGUGGCCUCUGGCUGCUUCAAAGCCAUCGCCAGUGUUUUCCAGAACAGGGAUUACCAGUGUGACACAGUUACCCUCCUUAAUCUGAUCCUGUUUAAGGCGGCGGAUUCUGCCCGGGAUGUCUAUGAAGUUGCUAUGCAGCUAUUGCAGAUUCUGGAACCGAAGAUGUUUCGCUAUGCUCACAAAUUAGAAGUCCAUAGAACGGAUGGAAUAUUGAGUCACCCAUCUCCACUACCACACUUGUACUCAGUAUCUUACUACCAGCUCUCUGAAGAAUUGGCGCGCACCUACCCAGAGCUAACACUUGCUAUUUUCUCAGAAAUUAGUCAGCGCAUACAGACUGCGCACCCUGCUGGCCGUCAGGUGAUGUUGCACUAUUUACUUCCCUGGAUGAACAACAUAGAACUGGUAGAUUUGAAGCCUUUGCCCACAGUCCGCAGACACGAGGAUGAAGUAGAGGAGUCACUAAGAGACCGAGAUGUGAUGGUGAACAGCAGGCGCUGGCUGAGAGGAGAGGGAUGGGGUUCACCUCAAGCCACAGCCAUGGUCUUGAACAACUUACUGUACAUGACCGCUAAGUAUGGCGAUGAGGUGGCUUGGUCAGAAAUUGAAAACGUGUGGACCACCCUUGCAGAUGGCUGGCCGAAGAAUCUGAAAAUUAUUUUGCACUUUCUUAUAAGCAUUUGCGGAGUUAACAGUGAACCCAGCCUCCUGCCUUAUGUGAAGAAGGUGAUUGUGUAUCUGGGCAGAGAUAAGACCAUGCAGCUCUUAGAGGAACUGGUCAAUGAGCUGCAGCUUACAGACCCAGUGAGUUCUGGAGUGACACACAUGGACAAUCCACCAUAUUACCGCAUCACUUCAAGCUAUAAAAUACCCUCAGUCACCUCAGGAACCACAUCCAGCAGCAAUACAAUGGUAGCUCCUACUGACAGCAGUCAUGAGAACAAGCAUACAAGGGACGGCAUUGAGGAAAACUAUGCCCAUCUUGAUAUCUACAGUGGUCUGAAUAGCAACCUAAACCGCCAGCACCAUAGACUGGAGUCCCGCUACAGCAGCAGUUCUGGAGGGUCUUACGAGGAGGAAAAAAGUGACUCUAUGCCACUGUUCUCUAACUGGCGCUUAAAAGUGAUGGAACACAACCGAGCAGAGCCUCUGCCCUUCCCACCCACAGGAGGUUGCUGGUCACCCCUUGUGGAUUAUUUGCCAGAGACUACAUCCCCUGGCACAUCACUGCACAGGUGCAACAUAGCAGUGAUCCUCCUGACAGAUCUGAUCAUUGAUCAUAGUGUGAAGGUGGAGUGGGGAGGCUACCUGCAUCUCUUACUGCAUGCCAUCUUUAUAGGCUUUGACCACUACCACCCUGAAGUGUAUGAGCACUGUAAGCGCCUGCUUCUACAUUUACUGAUUGUGAUGGGAUCUAAUAGCAGUGUGCAGACUGUGGCGUCCAUUCUCCUCAGGAAUAGGGAAUGUAAUGAACCUCGGGUACUGACUGUAAAAAGCAACGCACAUCUAGAGUUCUCCUUCACAGGUAUGAAUGACUUUAUUCCUGAAUACCAGCCUUCCCCCAUGACGGACUCAGGGCUCAGCUCAAGUUCUACCUCUUCUAGCAUUAGCUUAGGGAAUACAAGCACUGCUGUUUCUCACUUGCAUACAAGCAUCCUCAAUGAGACUGAUCUCUCUGUGGAGCAGGACGAGAAGGUCAAAACACUCAUAGAGUUCAUUACAUCGAGAAAAAGAGGACCUCUGUGGAACCAUGAAGAUGUUUCUGCGAAAAAUCCUUCAAUUAAAAGUGCUGAGCAACUUACCGUAUUUCUAAAGCAUGUGGUCACUGUCUUCAAGCACUGUAGAUCAGGGUUCCAACUGGAGCAGCAUCUGAGUGAGGUAGCACUGCAGACGGCGCUGUCUUGCUCCUCUCGCCAUUAUGCUGGACGGUCAUUCCAGAUUUUCCGUGCCCUCAAGCAGCCUCUUUCUGCACAAACACUUUCAGAUGUCCUUUCAAGAUUAGUAGAGACUGUGGGAGAUGCAGGGGAGGAGGCUCAGGGUUUUGUCAUCGAGCUUCUCCUUACACUGGAGUCGGCCAUAGACACGCUGUCCGAAACCAUGAAGCAUUAUGACCUCCUGUCAGCCCUCGCUCAAACGUCUCACCAUGAACCCAUGAUGGGAAACAAGAAUGCUUUGAACCGGAAGAGCACUGGUCAGCUGAAUCUAAGCACAAGUCCUCUGAGCAGCGGGAACUUUAUGGGUUAUUGCAACAAUGCUAGAAGCAACUCUUUGCGGCUAAGCUUAAUGGCUGACCGUAGAGGAGACAGGCGUCGAAGCAACACACUGGAUAUAAUGGAUGGCAGGAUAAAUCAUGGAGGCAGCUUAGCAAGAACUAGAAGCCUUUCCUCUCUUAGAGAGGGCGGAAUGCAUGAUCUGCAGCCCACUACUGACCCAACCAAUCUAAUGGCCACCAUUUUCUGGAUAGCAGCGUCCUUGCUGGAAUCAGACUAUGAGUAUGAGUACUUACUUGCUUUGAAGCUACUCAACAAGCUGCUUACUCAGAUGCCUCUGGAUAAAUCAGAGAGUCGAGAGAAGAUUGAAAAGGUGCAGGAGAAACUUAAAUGGAAUAACUUUCCUGGUCUUCAGCAGCUCUUCUUGAAGGGUUUUACCUCUGUGUCCACCCAGGAAAUGACUGUUCACCUUCUCAGCAAACUCAUCACUGUCUCCAAACAUACACUGGUGGACCCUGCCCUGCUAGCCGGGUUUCCUCUAAAUAUCUUGUGCUUAUUGCCUCAUUUAAUUCAACACUUUGACAACCCCACACCGUUCUGUAAAGAAACUGCAGACCGGAUAGCCAAGGUUUGUGCAGAGGAGAAGACUGCCACACUGACAAACCUGGCCCAUAUGAUGAGUCUGUACAGCACACACAGCUACUCUAGAGACUGCUCCAAUUGGAUCAAUGUUGUGUGCCGCUACCUACAUGACUCCUUUUCAGAUACCACCUUCAGUCUUGUCACCUAUCUUGCUGAGCUCCUGGAAAAAGGCCUGUCCAGCAUGCAGCAGUCAUUGCUGCAGAUCAUCUACAGCCUGCUCAGCCACAUUGACCUCUCUGCAGCGCCAGUAAAGCAGUUUAACCUGGAAAUCAUAAAAAUCAUAGGCAAAUACGUGCAGAGUGCGUAUUGGAGGGAAGCACUGAAUAUCUUAAAACUUGUGGUGUCCCGCUCUGCCAGCCUGGUUGUGCCAAAUGAUGCUCCAAAAUCCUACGUGGAUUUAGGUUCACCUGAGAUCUCGUUUGCAAAAAUAUUUAACUGCGCCUCGAAGGAGCUUCCGGGAAAAACAUUAGAUUUUCAUUUUGAUAUAUCAGAGACACCAAUAAUAGGGCAGAAGUACGGGGACCAGCAUAGUGCAGCUGGAAGGAAUGGGAAGCCAAAGGUCAUCGCUGUGACUCGGAGCACAUCAUCCACUUCUUCAGGAUCCAACUCCAAUGCACUUGUCCCUGUCAGUUGGAAGAGACCACAGCUUUCUCAGCGGAGGACACGGGAGAAGCUGAUGAAUGUCCUUUCCCUGUGUGGCCCUGACUCUGGGCUCCCCAAAAAUCCAUCAGUGGUCUUCUCAUCAAAUGAAGACCUGGAGGUUGGAGAUCAGCAAACCAGCCUCAUUUCGAGCACAGAAGAAGCAAUUCAAGAGGAGGAAGUCGCUGUGGAGGACACUGGCAGUGAACAGCAAUUUGGUGUCUUCAAGGACUUUGACUUUUUGGAUGUUGAGCUGGAAGAUGCUGAGGAGCUGCAGGGUGAGAGCGUUGACAACUUUAACUGGGGAGUCCGCAGACGGUCGUUGGACAGUAUUGACAAAGGUGACACCCCGUCUCUGCAGGAAUGUCAGUACUCUGGGAGCACGCCUAGUCUGAAUUUAACCAACCAAGAAGAUACGGAUGAGUCCUCAGAGGAAGAAGCGCUGACUGUCAGUCAGAUCUUGUCCCAUUCAAACAUGCUUCAGAAUGACUCUGCAGUGGAAGACAACCUGGCUGACCACGUGGACCACUUCCUCCAGUCUCAGGACUCAAUUAGUAGUGCUCUGACAGAGGAAGUGUUACAAACCAGAUCUGAGACUCCAAGUGUGGAGGUGACCCCUCCCGAUAGCGCUAACAGUCAGCUGCCUGAGGAUGGCAGCAUAGCUGUAAAAGAUGAACAACUGAGCACAGCUAGUGAAGACACCGGCUCGUAUGUGGCACAGGACCAGCACGAAGCUCUGAUUUGUCAAGAGCCCCUAGAAGUGGAAGAAGCAUGUGAUGUACAAGAGCCGGCCGCUCCUGACAGCCCCCCUGAUUCUGUCUGUGAAGAUGAUGUCACGCUGGCUUUAAAGGAGCUUGAUGAGCGAUGUGAGGAGGAAGAGGCUGAUUUUUCUUAUUUAUCAAGCCAAGAUGAUGGGGAACCGGAUGGCUAUACAGAGGUCCAGGCAUCUCCUCCACCUUCCCCUUUUCUCUCUGCCAUACUAGCCGCUUUCCAGCCAGUGGCCUAUGAGGAUGAGGAAGAAGCCUGGCGCUGUCACGUGAAUCAGAUGUUGUCUGAGACAGAUGGCUCCUGUGCUGUGCAUACCUUUCAUAUCUUCUCCAGACUUUUUCAGAGUAUUCAAAAAAAGUUUGGGGCGAUAACAAAGGAUUCCAUUAACUUCCUGGGAGAAAGUCUGCAGAGAAUAGGCACAAAGUUUAAGAGUUCCUUGGAGGUGAUGAUGGCAUGUUCAGAGUGCCCAACAGUCUUUGUGGAUGCAGAGACGCUCAUGUCAAGUGGGUUGUUGGAGACCCUGAAAUUCAGUGUGCUGGAACUGCAGGAACAUCUGGACACCUAUAACUCUAAGUGGGAAGCAGCAGAACAGUGGCUGGACAACUGCAAGAAAACCUUCAGUUCUGGAGACAGCCGUCACGUGCCUAACACAGAAGCCCAGCAAAUGGAAGUUCUAGCAGAGCUGGAGCUUUGUCGGAGGCUCUACAAGCUGCACUUCCAGCUUCUUCUGCUGUUCCAAGCCUACUGCAAGCUCAUAAGUCAAGUGGACACGAUUAAGAAGCAGGCGGAGGUCAUCAACAUGUCAGAUGAGCUAUGCCAGCUGGAGGCCUGUCUGAAAGAGGCAGAGGCCACAUCUAAUAUCGGUAUAGAGGACUGUGACUUUUCCGAAUUCUACCAAGCAAGCACAGAGGUUGCUGUCCAUUCUCUCAUUGAAGCACUGAGAGGGAAAGAAUUUUUGUCUGCCAUAACACAGAUCAAGGCAUUCAGGACUAUCUGGCCCAAUGAAAUAUUUGGCAGCCAAGAAGAUGAUCCCAUCCAAACCCUGUUGCACAUAUAUUUCCGACAUCAGACUCUGGGCCAGACUGGCAGCUUUGCCAUUGUUGGUUGCAAGCAGGACAUGUCUAAAGCCAGCUCGAAGCUGAUGGAGUUAAACCUAGAGAUCCGAAUGUCAUUGCGCAUGGUGCAGUCCUACCAGCUUUUAUCUAAAGCCAAGCCCAUCACUAGCAUGGUGAGCACUGAGUUUUGAGCACCUGCUGCUGCGUAGGCCUCAGACUUUUCAAGCACUGGAUGUCUAAUGAUCUUAUGAAGCACCUUUCAUAAUUACUGUAAAAUACCUUUGAGUUGUAUUCUUUUCUUUUCUCAUGCCUCUGAGCUCCAGCAAGUGGGGCAUUCAGAGCCCAGGGUGAGAAGCUGGGAGUAGUGGACUUUUUCUGUAUAGUGGAUUUAAGAGAGAAAGCGAUAAUUUUUCUCCUUUACUUUGUUACGUAUGUACCAUCCACAAGCUAAAGGGCUAACAUGAUGUACAUAGGUGUGCAGUUGCAAUAUGGCCCAUCUGCCUGGGAGACGGCAAGCAGAGGCGUGAUGAUAGAAACUGUGGUGACUUGCCCGAAGACAUUCUUUGGUUCCUUGCCACUCAAGAGUCAAUAUGCCUGAUAAAUGCUUGGCGCCAUAAGGAUUGCCACAGGCGACCAUGGCAGAAGAUGGCCUAUAAAGACUUUGGAAACCAUUGAACUUUGUUUAUGUUGCUAUUUGUUGUACGUGUCUUUUGAUUUGCUCUCUUGCCCGUAGCGAUGGGUGACAGGACAGAACGCGUGGCUGUAUCUAAUUGUAUGAAUGUUUGUAUAUAGUCUUCACGCAUGCCUCAAAGAGUACUAUGACAUUAUUUUUGGAUAAAUUUUUAUUUUAUUAGAUCUAACAACUCAUAGCUUGUAAAUGUUAGGACAUUUAAUUAUUUUAAACUGGGCUUUCCCCGGUGUUUCUAAAAGAAAUAAUAUAUCUUAAUUUUAUUAGGAUGCUGCUCAGUUCUCUGACCAGUGUUUAUGGUAUAAAUAUGGAUAACUAACCAAAAAGUAGCUGCCUGCAGAGAGUUUCAUAAUGUAUAUUUAGAUAUCUGCUGCCCAACAGCAACUCUCAUUAGACAGAACAGAUAACUUAUUUUAUUCUGUAUAUAUUCUAGAAUCUACGUACGGUGUAAAACCAGUAUUUUUUUUUUUUUCUUGUAAAUCUGUGCAAUUCAGUCUUUGAGGUGGUCAGUGUACAGAAACUAAGUAAACCCUGUUCAUAGUUGCUCUUGGAAGAGCCAAUGCUGACGACCAUGUCUGGUGGCUAAGACUAUAUCAACAGGUAUUUCUUAUUGUCCGUAACUUAAUCUACCAGGAAACAGUUAUAGAAAAAUAUACAGGAUAAGCUACCAAAAAUAUACAGCGUUGGCAAUACACAUUCACUGUACAAGAAGUGCAUAGACAGAACCAAUUCUUCAGCACAACUAAGAUAACCGGUGUCUAGGUACACGGAUGACAUUUUUUGUAAAAAGGUAUGAAUGUAGCCCCGUGAUUCUUGUCUAACCAGGAAUACUCUGCAAUUUUUAUACAUCUUUUACCCACUGUGAUUAAAAACAGAAAGUAUAUAUUUAUUUCUGUACGCGAGGAUAUGUAUUCUUUAUAAAGGACAGAUUAAUUGGCAUCGCCUUUUCAUGGGGCCACUGGACCUCUGAAAACCAGAAUUAUGUACAUAUUAACUGUUUAACACUUGGAACUGGCUGCCCUAUGUUCUGUAGGUGCCCACGGCUUUGAAGAGGUUAACUAUGAAACUGCACUCUAAAAGACUGCAGGUAUGAACCUGUAAGAGCAAUCCACAUCACCUGAAGGAACCACCGAUCUGACCCGUCAUCAUGGCACAUUAGUACUAAGUAAUCACUGUAUUUUAUUUGACACCAGACGGAAAUGUGGUACUUUAGAUGGUAAUUCAAGAAGUACUUACUGGGGACAAGUAGUUUAUUAGCAGUGCAUUAUUCCUUACAUCCUACCAGCCAUUCAUUUUUGUUAAAUAAAAAGAUUGUAUAAUGUUA
Molecule: messenger RNA, 11708 nt
Organism: Bufo gargarizans (Asiatic toad)
Lineage: Eukaryota; Metazoa; Chordata; Amphibia; Anura; Bufonidae
Gene: FRYL
Product: FRY like transcription coactivator
Exons: 64
Coding region: 633-9887 (3084 amino acids)
Biological process (GO): neuron projection development; cell morphogenesis
Cellular component (GO): site of polarized growth; cell cortex
Source: RefSeq, a predicted model, not a curated record